UCGCAAAUCGUUUUAUUAUUCUACCGCGGUCAUAAGUUCAGAGGUGUCCUCUCGUGCACGCUUACCGAGUGGCGAUUUCAGCAAACGUUAGACGCGCACUUUGGACAUUUUCAGCCGGUGGCAGUAGUUAAUAGGGAAUUUGCCUUCGAGUGGAUAAACAGUGGCAAGCUGCUUCUACUAAUCGAACCAAGUGUUUUUGAGGAGUGUAAUCGCACAGAUUUUAUCAAUACCUAGUGGAUACGGGCAGCAUUUUAGUGCUAAUAUGAAGCUCUUGAUUACCUUCACGUUGACUCUGCUAGCAUGCACCCUCAUUGCAGCACAGGAUGACGUUCAAAUUGUGCAGUUUACCAACGAAAACAACCUUGAUGGAGGAUACAAUUUUGCUUACGAACAAUCCGACGGCCAAAAACGUGAAGAAGUCGGUGUCCUGAAGCCGGUGGAGGGUGCCGAAGCACCGGCCAUUUCCAUCACGGGAUCGUACGAAUUCACGGAUCCGAACGGACAGCGAUUCCGAGUGGACUACACCGCCGAUGAGCGCGGAUAUCGGCCAACGGUGACUAAGCUGUAAUCGAUUCUCAGACAGAGUGACAAUGCGCAAUUAUAGUACAACAACGAAACGAUAGGAAGUUUGACGAUAAAUUUGACAAAGUGCGACUAGCUGUUUUGGAAUAAACAUUUUGAACAUUUUGAACAAUAAAUUAAA
Molecule: messenger RNA, 703 nt
Organism: Aedes aegypti (yellow fever mosquito)
Lineage: Eukaryota; Metazoa; Arthropoda; Insecta; Diptera; Culicidae
Product: endocuticle structural glycoprotein SgAbd-5
Exons: 3
Coding region: 263-568 (101 amino acids)
Cellular component (GO): chitin-based extracellular matrix
Molecular function (GO): structural constituent of chitin-based larval cuticle
Source: RefSeq, a predicted model, not a curated record